This is a messenger RNA of Anguilla anguilla (European eel), 3832 nucleotides long. Its product is annotated as chromobox protein homolog 1. Gene Ontology annotation, cellular component: pericentric heterochromatin; nucleus. Gene Ontology annotation, biological process: chromatin organization; negative regulation of transcription by RNA polymerase II. The record is from RefSeq and is a predicted model, not a curated record. The transcript has 6 exons. NCBI's taxonomy places the organism in Eukaryota, Metazoa, Chordata, Actinopteri, Anguilliformes, Anguillidae. Bases 244 to 885 code for a protein of 213 amino acids. Gene Ontology annotation, molecular function: chromatin binding.
AGAGUUGGCGGGUCGCUGAGGCAUUGGAUGCCUUUUGUCUCGAGAGCCGAAAACGAGAGAUAGAAAGAGGCGGACGUAAAAAUAAAGAGCUUUUCCUCCUGACCUAACUGUAAAUCGCCGUACAUUUAAAACUCAGAACGUACAGUAUAUUCUCGGUUUCGUUCGAACCUAUUUUUUCCUAAAGCUCUGUUGAAGUUGACAAGGAACCAGCUGGUUCCACUGACCCCCCCCUUCCCAGCAAGUAUGAGCGAGCCAACAGAACCCCCUAACGGUGCUCCUCCCACAGAAGCCCCCCCGGCAGAGGUCAAGCUGGCGCCCACUACAGGGAAGAAGCAGACCAAGAAGAAGGUGGAGGAGGUGGUGGAGGAAGAGGAGGAGGAGUAUGUGGUGGAGAAAGUGCUGGAUCGGCGGGUGGUGAAGGGCCGGGUGGAGUACCUGCUGAAAUGGAAGGGCUUCUCUGAUGAAGACAACACCUGGGAGCCGGAGGAUAACCUGGACUGCCCGGACCUGAUCGCCGAGUUCCUGCAGUCGCAGAAGACCGCCCACGAGGUGGAGAAGAAGGAGGCGGGAGCCAAACGCAAGCCCACGGAGUCCGACACGGAGCCCGCCGGGGAGGAGAGCCGGCCCAAGAAGAGGAAAGACGAGCCGGAGAAGCCCCGGGGUUUCGCUCGAGGGCUGGACCCAGAGCGCAUCAUUGGAGCCACAGACUCCAGCGGAGAGCUCAUGUUCCUCAUGAAAUGGAAGAACUCGGACGAGGCAGACCUGGUUCCAGCCAAAGAGGCCAACGUGAAGUGCCCCCAGGUGGUGAUCUCCUUUUACGAGGAGCGGCUGACGUGGCACUCCUACCCCACCGAGGAGGAGGAGAAGAAGGACGACAAGAACUAGCCAAGAAAGAGACGUGGGGGAGGGAGAGGGGAAGGGGGUUAAAAAGCUGACCAGGGUGAGGGUGGGGGGUUUUUGGGGAGGGGGGGAGGGGUGCAGUAUUUUCUUAACCACCUUGCUUUUUACCAACCCGGACUGUUUAAGUGGCCUUUCAUUCCACACACAGACAGUACUUUUGGGUGGGCAGGGGGAGGGGCAUCGUGGGAAAUGUAGUUCCCCUUUUCUAUGCCAUUCAGUCUAUUCACCGAUGACCUCUGGUGGGCUGUGCAUCUGUGCAUAUGGUAGUCGGACCGGCUGCUUGUUUGGCUGAGGUGACAUAGUCCUGCGGUGGGGGGGGGGGGGACGGGGGGGGGGACAGGGACAGGGUAACCACCGCCAUCCCAGGACAGCUGGACCCAAGCCCUCAGACAUCCGCAGGGUUUUCGGGCUUUAAGUACCAUUUCUCCAGCUCAGUUUCUCCUCUCCUGUCUGCAUCCUCUGCCACUGCCACCCCCCACCCCCCGCUGAGCUAUUUCUGUCCCUCAGGCUGUUUUUAUUGGAACAUAUGUCAGCUGUUGGCCUUUCUUAUCAUGCCAUUAUCAUAUAAUGUGUAAAUAUUAUUUCUUUUAUUUCUUAAGGAAAAUAGGUUUUUAAAAAGAGGGAGAAGGCCAAGGAAUGGCUCAGUGGAGGUCAAAUUCUUGGACAAAGAUUCUUCUAGAACUUCUCACUUCGGCUUUUUGACUUCUGCUGCAGUUGAUGAAGAAGGGCCCAAACGCAGGUGCAUUUAACGGCCUGUCAGUCCCCACCCUGGUGGGGGGUGAGCAGAUUGGAAAUGAACUGUUCAAUUAGGUGCAAGCCAAGAUGUGCGUUGCAGAGCUGUAGAACUUGCAGAGCAGUGUUCUAUGAGAGAACUGUGGGUGUAGUGCGGCCGUUUCUUAUCAGUGGUUGUGUGACUGAGGUCUGGCGGUACCUGCCGCAAGGCUAGGUGCGACCAGAUUCCCCUUCAUUUUCUUGCUGAUUUAAUGUUUGGUCAUCUAUGGCAGUCCCUCCCUAGAUCAGUAAGAGGACAGUGCUGAGACUGAGGCGCUUGAUUUUGCAGCCGUGAUGCAAUCGAAGAGCGAGUUUUUGGUGUCCUUCUGGCUCUGGUACGUCGAUCCGUUUGAAACGGAGGUGGACAAUGAGGGCCGUGUCUCUCUGGUUUUCAGGCUUCUGGCCCUGGCACUCUCAGCAGAGGACGUUCUGGCUGCAGCUGAAUGCUGCUCCUUGUGUCCUAGCAUGAAACCUACUGUGAUCUAAUGUGUGAGUGAACCAGUGCUGGCGUGUUCAGCCAAUCAGCGCAUAUGCCCAGGGUGACCGGUGGAAACGAAACGCCUGCACACACGCCCGCCCUCUAGGACUGGAAUUACCCGCCCCUGUUCUAGAAUCUGUUACGCCAUUGGCUGAUCAGUCCAGGAGCCCCCCCCCCUCCCCAAAGGUACUCUGUAACCAGUGCUGGAGAGAGAUCAGAGUAUCUGGCAGAUAGCAGAGAUGUGAAACAGUGUUGUCGACUCCAUUUCAUUUCCUGUACUCAUACCUCAGUUCCUUCUUUAUCUGCAGUGUGGACCCUGAGGGCAAUACUCAGGUGUGGGGUGGAGCCUGAGGGCAGUACUCAGGCGUGGGGUGGACCCUGAGGGCAGUACUCAGGCGCGGGGUGGACCCUGAGGGCAAUACUCAGGCGUGGGGUGGAGCCUGAGAGCAGUACUCAGGUGUGGGGUGGAGCCUGAGGGCAGUACUCAGGCGUGGGGUGGAGCCUGAGGGCAGUACUCAGGCGUGGGGUGGAGCCUGAGGGCAGUACUCAGGCGCGGGGUGGAGCCUGAGGGCAGUACUCAGGCGUGGGGUGGAGCCUGAGCGCAGUACUCAGGCGUGGGGUGGAGCCUGAGCGCAGUUCUCAGGCGUGGGGGGCUCUGCACUCGGUUUGCAGGAGUUUACGAUCAAGGAGGAGGUGGGAGGAGGGGAAACGCCCUGUUCCAAAUCAGCAGCUAAAAAAAAAAAACACCAAGUACAAUAUUUCAUAAUGUGGGGGGCGUUAUACGGUGUGUCGCAAAUGUAAAUCUGUUCCGUUUAACCUCCAGGACUGCAAAAACAGCAACGGCCUCAGCUGGACAUCGUCAGCCGGUCCACAACCGACGCUUCUGUACCGUUAAAGAUGAAAUGGGCGGGGCCGUCUACGGGAAAAUUUCCGCUGGAUUUUAGCGGGAGCAAAAUGGCCAUCGCGGUAUUUAAUACACGCUCACAUGAUCUUUAAAAUGAGCAGCCAGACCCCUCCCCCUCCCUGAGAAACGAUAUCUGUGAAAGAAAAAUAAUUUGCAAUGCAGACUGAAAUGUAAGGUUCAGUCUCCUGAGUCUUACUGAGCCACAUGCACACACAGCGGCAGAUUAGGCUUCUUCCUGAAGGGAACUCGCCACAGCCCCCUGCAGUGCACACCUGGACGCUCUGGUGCCUGCUCACAGGUCCACAGCCCCCUGCAGCGCACACCUGGACGCUCUGGUGCCUGCUCACAGGUCCACAGCCCCCUGCAGCGCACACCUGGACGCUCUGGUGCCUGCUCACAGGUCCACAGCCCCCUGCAGCGCACACCUGGACGCUCUGGUGCCUGCUCACAGGUCCACAGCCCCCUGCAGCGCACACCUGGACGCUCUGGUGCCUGCUCACAGGUCCACAGCCCCCUGCAGCGCACACCUGGACGCUCUGGUGCCUGCUCACAGGUCCACAGCCCCCUGCAGCGCACACCUGGACGCUCUGGUGCCUGCUCACAGGGUCAGUUGAUAAGUGGCUCCGUUACAUUUUAUUUUUGUUAUUCUCUUUUACAGUAGAAACAAAUUAUACGAUAGAACAAUAUUCAUUUUGUUGCAUGUUAGUUUGUUGCUUUACGUGUGUCUGGGGUAACUUGUCUGUGUUUUUGGAGAAUAAACACUUUUUUGUCAUGUCUCA